Paramecium pentaurelia is the source of this 1083-nucleotide messenger RNA. Lineage: Eukaryota; Ciliophora; Oligohymenophorea; Peniculida; Parameciidae. The record is from the annotation of a GenBank genome assembly.
CAUGGCAAAGGAUAAAUAGGGCGAAAUAGAUGUAGAUAACAUUAUUGAAAGAUUACUAAGUGUGAGAGGUAGUAAACCUGGAAAAAAUGUGAAUUUGACUGAAUCUGAAGUUCGUGGUCUUUGUGUUAAGGCUAGAGAUAUCUUCAUCAGCUAACCAAUUUUAUUAGAAUUAGAAGCCCCUCUCAAAAUUUGUGGUGCUAUAUUUUAUUUAAUUUAAUUUUAGGCGAUGUUCAUGGAUAGUAUUUUGAUCUUUUGAGAUUAUUCGAAUAUGGUGGUUAUCCUCCAGAAAGUAAUUAUCUAUUUUUGGGUGAUUAUGUGGAUAGAGGGAAAUAAUCAUUGGAAACUAUAUGUUUACUUUUAGCAUAUAAAAUCAAGUAUCCUGAAAAUUUCUUUCUUUUGAGAGGCAAUCAUGAAUGUGCAUCUAUCAAUCGUAUAUAUGGAUUUUAUGAUGAAUGUAAUUAAAUCAUACCUAUUAAUUUAUAGGUAAACGUAGAUAUACAAUAAAAUUAUGGAAGACUUUUACUGAUUGUUUUAAUUGUCUACCAGUUGCUGCAUUAAUUGAUGAAAAGAUUCUUUGUAUGCAUGGUGGAUUAUCUCCUGAACUUUCUAAUUUAGAGUAAAUCAGAAGAAUUAUGAGACCAACUGAUGUUCCUGACACUGGUCUCUUAUGUGAUCUACUUUGGUCAGAUCCAGAUAAAGAUGUAUAAGGUUGGGCAGAUAAUGAAAGAGGAGUAUCAUAUGUCUUUAGUUAAGAAAUUGUUUAAGUCUUUCUUAAAAAGCAUGAACUUGAUUUAAUUUGUAGAGCACAUCAAGUAUUUAUUAUUAUAUAUAUAAUUAUAUUAGGUUGUUGAAGAUGGUUAUGAAUUCUUUAGUAAACGAUAAUUGGUGACUCUCUUUUCAGCACCAAAUUAUUGUGGUGAAUUUGAUAAUGCAGGUAAUUAAUAUAAAUAAUGUAUUCAGGCUCUAUGAUGACUAUUGAUGAAUCAUUAAUGUGUUCAUUCUAAAUACUAAAACCAGCAGAAUAGGGUGCAUAAGGUGCUUCCUAAUAAAACAAACCUCCAAGUGCUAAGUUUGUUAACUGAU